AGACGUGUUAGAGAAACUAGAAGAGUCGGUGGGCUGGACUGAGAAGAGAGACGAGUGUCCGCCUUCAGCGAGGAAUCAGUGCGGAAAUGAAGCUGUUCCUCAUCAGCCUGCAUCUUUGUGUGCUCUCAACUUGGAGUGUUUCAUUGAACACAGACAAUGUGAGACAAACUGCAGACAUUGAUGUGUUUGAAGGAGAAUUUGUGAACAUCUACUGCUGCUGGACUGGCGGCAGAGGGGAAGUGAUGUGGUUCAAAAAUGAUUCACCUUUGACUGAUAUGACCCUAGAAACUCAUAACAAUGAGAUGGAAGAAUGCUCAAUCCUGAACUUUGUCUGGAUCACAAAAUGGGAUUCAGGCAGGUAUGUCUGUGAAAUUACCUUUGAGAUACCGGUAUUUGCUAAAAUCAGAGGAAAUGGAACAACCAUCACCGUUAAAACCAGAAAGGAACAAGCUUACACAAUAGCAGAAGCUCCAGCUCCACCCGACAGAUCCUCGGUCAUCACGGUGAUCCUCCUUCCUGUGGUGUUGCCUCUACUCCUCUCUAUCACCGUUUUCCUCUUUCUGCACGAACCAAGAAACCACGCUCUCACAUCCACAGUCGUCUUCACCGUGACCUGCAGUGACAGCGAGGAAGAGCAGACGGCGACGUGCAGCCCCUGGAGAGGCUGUUCUCAGUGGGAGUCCGAGUGCAGUUCACUGAUCUGCUAUAAGAAAGACCAGACCAGAGGAAGUGGAGAAAGAUCUGCUGCAGUUUCAACAUAAUGAGGGACAAUCUUGAACCUCUUCUUACUACAAAGUUAGCUGCGGUUGAUUUCAAAGUGAGAACUUUAACAGGGACUCAUGAGAAGUGAAGAGGGUGAGGGUUCUGCAGUCUGUGGCAGGAAGAGAAAAGAAAACCCAUGAAGAUCUAAAUGAUCCAGAAAGCUUUUAGAUCAGUCUGAGAGAAACAGUCAAUGCCAGGACUCUGCAACCAGAUGCUCUUUGAUCCCUCCUUUGAAACUCUUUGAAGAAAAAGGUUAAUAAUAUGCAUAAGUAUUGAGUUAAUAGCUUUGGCAAAUUUGCUUCAGUUAGUUAAGCUUUUAAAACUGCGGUUUCUGCAUUUUACAUUAUUAAAAUGAAAAGAAGAAACAACAAAAGCUUAGGUAGAAAGACAAAAAAAAG
Oryzias melastigma (Indian medaka) is the source of this 1160-nucleotide messenger RNA. RefSeq lists its product as uncharacterized. Lineage: Eukaryota; Metazoa; Chordata; Actinopteri; Beloniformes; Adrianichthyidae. The record is from RefSeq and is a predicted model, not a curated record. The transcript has 5 exons. The coding region runs from base 87 to 761 and encodes 224 amino acids.